GUGCAGUUCGUAAGCUUGAUGACGAUGAUCAUGAUCAUUAAUUCCAGCAAUAUUUAACCUCGAGCAUUCAAGUUGAAAGCCCACACUCGCCAUUAAGAGGUCACCUUUCUCUUUCACGAUCAGUAACUAUGCGUGUAACUCGAUUCCUUUCCCUGUCUCUCUUGCCUCUCGCUGCUCUCUCCGCUCCCAACCCGGCUCCACGACCCCACCCUGGACUUGGAGUCGGCCAACCUGGACCUAUUGGUGAUGAACUCGACAGGCGUUUCGAUUUUUCGUCUAUCUUUGGAGACAUCACUUCUGUCUAUGGUGCCGUGACAAGCAUUGGAGGGGAAGCGUUCACUGUGAUCACCGUUGCCGGGGGAGGGGUUUACACUCUAGCUCAAAGUGCUGGUGGAUACGUGACGAGCUUUGGAGGGUCUGUUUUUACCCUUGCAACUGGAGCUGCCGGUGGUCUUUUCACCGAUGUCACCAGUAUCGGUGGGAAAGCAUACACAAUCAUCACCUCCAAGGGAGGUAAAGCAGUCACGAUCGCCGAAUCCGGUGUUGGUCUCGUCACGAGCUUUGGGGGAUCAGUUUUUACUAUUGCGACCAGUUUGGGAGGAGAGGUCUUUUCGGACGUGACAAGUUUCGGAGGACAAGCGUAUACGAUCAUAACCCAAGAUGGAGGAAAAGCGAUCACGCUUGCGAAAACCGGUGGUGGCAUAGCUACUUCCUUUGCUGGGAGCGUUUAUACGGCUGCAACGUCCGUACCGUAAGUCUUCCCCGCUUCUCUUGCUUCUCUUCCGAAUUGCACUUAAUACCGUGGCGGCUUCUCCCUCUUCAAAAAAUCAUAGCGGUGCGGGAACGUCGGUGUUCUAUUCUGCGAAUCCGUUGCUUUCGAGUCAGAACUUCCUUAGUUAUUUGGCUGCUUUUUCAGCGAUGCUUGUGGGCGCUUGUGCCGUGCUUUGAAGCACGAAG
This is a messenger RNA of Cantharellus anzutake, 957 nucleotides long. RefSeq lists its product as uncharacterized. Bases 129 to 755 code for a protein of 208 amino acids. The transcript has 7 exons. The record is from RefSeq and is a predicted model, not a curated record. NCBI's taxonomy places the organism in Eukaryota, Fungi, Basidiomycota, Agaricomycetes, Cantharellales, Hydnaceae.